AUGUCACGACAACAAUUAUUACCAGAAUGUUUAGAGAAUAUUCUAAUUAAUCUUUCAGAAACAAAGGAUUUAUAUUCUUGUUUAAUGGUAAAUAAGUUCUGGUGUACGGUGGUUGUCCCCUAUCUAUGGAGAUACCCAUUUAAAACGGCCGGAACAUCCAAAGAACGAUGUAAUAUGGUAACCAGAACCUAUUUAUCAUGCGUUUCAGAAGAUUCUAGAAAAAAAUUGAUAGAUGCUGGGAUUAAUAUGUCGGAAUACCCUCGAAGGCCUUUGUUCGAUUACGUUUCUUACUUACAAGGUUUAAUCAUCGAUCAAAGGACAUUUGACGUAAUUCCAUUAAUUUUCCGACUAAAAAAGAACAAUAUCUCGUCACAUGAAAUACAUCAAAAGCUUCAAGUGAUGUCAGCUCAUGAAGAAUGGAUUUUAAAAUCACAAAAACAUUUGGUUGAACAGGAAUUAGCCAAAGUUUUAUUGAGAGGUUGUACCAGAUUACAUUCUUUAGAAAUUUAUCAAUGUGAUUUCUUAUCAAAUUUAAUCCCAAAGAUUUUAUCAUUUUCACAGUAUAAUUCUUCUUCUACAGCGUCUUUAUUAUUUAAAAGUCCUUCACCUCCUUCAAAUCCUUCUUCUCAAAAGUUAUUUCAUUCGUUAAGAGAAAUUUCAUGUGGUUCAUUAAGUGAUAAUAAACCAACCUAUGAUUUUCUCAUGAUGAUGUCAAAUAAUUGUAAAUUAAUUCAUACCAUUACGGUUCACGAUAUUAAUUCUAUGAGAUUGGGAAAAGCUUUGGCUUCGGUUGUUUCCGCUCAAGAUUGUUUAACAUGUCUUGAUCUAAAUUAUUCAAAUUCUUAUAAUUUUUCAACAUAUGAACACAUUUUUCAAUCACUAUACGACGAUCAAUAUAAUCAAAUUCAAUUACCUUCCCACUUACAAAAUUUAUUCCCAUCAUCCCAAAAUUCAUCAAUCAAGAAGAAAAUCUCAUCAACUUCUCCUUCUUUAAGUCGACUUAAGCUUAGCAAAACGAAUUUACAUAACGUCAAAAAACAUACUCUGGAUCAUAUGAUUAAAAAAUGCGAUAAAUUACAAUCACUUGAAUUAGAUCAUUGUACCUCAAUCAAUUCUUUAACCCCUUUACAACAUUCUUUAACUAAAUUAAACAAUUUAAAGGUUACUUGUUAUGAUCAAGAUUUAGAGUUCGUUACGGAUUUCUUUCAGGCUUCAAAUUUUAAUUUAAGAAAUAUUUAUUUAAGUUGGAAAACCAAUUCCCCUCCUUUUAAUCCAAUUUCACUUUACGCACCUCCAACCAUCUCCUCGUAUAAUUUAGAAGAGAGCUUCAAGAGAAUUCGACUUUUAACGAAUUAUUGUACUCAAGUUAGAAAUUUAUAUCUUGAAGUCAUAACUCCUCAAGAAUUACUUUUGAUCUUUAGGUCCCUUAUUCAUGUACAAAAAUUAAGUGUCACCUUCAAUGAGCAGACAAAUUGGGAUGAAUUGAUGGAUGAAUUAGGUGAAAAUAUUCCCAAAGAAUUACAAUGGAUUGAAAUCAGAAACAGAAAGGAAUUACCAUUUAGCGUAAAAGGAUUACAAACUUUUUUGGAGAGAGUUAAGGAAAUAAAUGGAGGUUUAGAGUUGUAUUUUCGGAGUGCACAACAAGCUUAUUUAGAUGUGACUAAGAAAUAUGAUUUCAAAAUUAUCAAUUAUGCCGGUGAAUUAAAUUGGUAG
This is a messenger RNA of Funneliformis mosseae, 1713 nucleotides long. Lineage: Eukaryota; Fungi; Glomeromycota; Glomeromycetes; Glomerales; Glomeraceae. The record is from the annotation of a GenBank genome assembly.